This is a messenger RNA of Juglans regia (Persian walnut), 735 nucleotides long. RefSeq names its product cysteine-rich repeat secretory protein 38-like. The transcript has a single exon. The record is from RefSeq and is a predicted model, not a curated record. NCBI's taxonomy places the organism in Eukaryota, Viridiplantae, Streptophyta, Magnoliopsida, Fagales, Juglandaceae. Bases 1 to 735 code for a protein of 244 amino acids.
AUGUCUUCCUCGCAGUUCACCUCCUCUAUCUACCUGCUCACUUUUGCUCUUCUCCUCCAAACCAUAUUCGGAGCCAGCCCUCUCUACCAUGUCUGUUCCAGCUCUCACAAUUUCACAAGCAAUGGCCCUUAUGAAUCAAACCUCAAAAAGCUCUUGAGUUAUCUGCACUACAAAACCCCUCCCCAGGGUUUUGGCCUUGGUUCAGUUGGAAAGUUUGAUCAAUACCAAACUCACGGUCUUGCUCUCUGUGGCGGUGAUGUUAAUUCCACGGAAUGCAAAACUUGUGUGAACGAGGCCAGCAACGAAAUCCACAAACGCUGCCCGUAUAAUGAAGGUGCAAUUAUCUGGUACGAUAAUUGUCUUUUGAAGUACUCGAACAAAGAUUUCUUUGGCCAAAUCGAUAAUGAAAGCAGGUUCUACUUGUUGAAUGUGAGAAAUGUUAGUGAGCCUGAAGUAUUCAACCAGAAAGCCAGGGAUUUGUUGAGCCAACUAGCCAAGGAGGCGUCGACUGUGGUUCCCAAAAUGUAUGCAGUUGGAGAGGUAGAGCUCGGUGAAUGGACGAAACUCUACGGAUAUGCGCAGUGCACAAGAGACCUUUCGAGCAUGAAUUGUUUCAAGUGUCUUGAGGAUGCGAUUGGUGAACUUCCUAGUUGCUGCGAUGGCAAAGAAGGAGGGAGGGUUGUUGGUGGAAGCUGUAAUAUUAGAUAUGAGAUUUACCCAUUCUUUAGUGCUUAG